UUCUGAAGGAUAAUACACAUUUCUGUUAUAAAAUAUAACUGGAUAGUACCAUAACCAGAAUAAUCAACCCACGUACCGUCUAUAUCUUCCUCUCGAAAAUAACGAGCCUACAAUGGAAAGCAAUUAUAUAUGAAUCUGAUAUUUUCAUAGGAAACAAGGGAGGAAAAUGCAGAAAAACAAAAAGCGAGUCGCUCAGUCAAUGGAAUUAUCACCACCAGCGUGGCCAUCAUCACCAGGAAAGAAAAAAGGAGAAGAUAGGAUGUUUUAUGAACUAAACGUCACUUAGUUAUGAAAGAGGUGACAAGAUUGGGGGGUUAAAUAAGCCACCUGGAGGGGUCUUUCACGGAGGGGCCCCUUCUCCGCCAAACAACCCCACUUCGACGGUAUCACAUCGCUAGUUUUCUUGCAUUUACCUCCGUCUACGGAUGGGGCUAAACCUUCUGUAAACAUGAACAAGAAAGAUUCUAAAUUCAUGGAGCCAAAAGGUACACAGAGUCUUCUUAAACAACUACAAUUGAUUUGAACGAAUGCUGUAUAAAUAUGCAAGGAAGUAUUUAAAAAAAAAAGCUGCUAUAUAAACGAAGGAAUUAAUGAAACGCAGCUUUCCUUUGACCGACGGCUAAGGUCAAGUUACAGGAAGGUGGGAGUUCGGGAUAGGACGAGCAAGGAGGGGUGACAGGAUGGUCGGGUUGGUGGUAUAGCGUGCCACUAUUGGAAAGCGUUGGUCCGCGUCCAGACAUGGAAGGGAUCCUUCGAAUGGAAAGAGAACGCGCUAUCAGGGAGAGAGGUAGAGCACGUUAAGCGGUCGUUGCUGUGUGACACGCGUGUGGGUGCCCUGUGUGUAGUUGGUGCGUGGUGCGACAGGAUGCGGUACAAUGACCGUAAAUGAGUAAUCGACGACCCUGCCAGAACCGGUCGGAAGGACGAGGAUCCUGGCAGAAAGGACGCCCGUGGCAGGACUCUCGAGCCGCUGUGCAUAGGAGGCGCAUCGAUCGAUCGUGAGGACGAAAGAAGAGUCGAUCAACGAAGGUAGCUAGGACCUGGUGAAGAAAUAAAAAGAAAGGAAAGGUUGAAAGCGAAGGAGGGUCGAAAGGUUGAGCGACCUACGAAGAAGAGAAAGAGGACGUGGCGGAAGCACGUUCGUUGGAGGAGGAAGAGGAAGAUAAGGAAGAAGGAGAGGGUGGAGGAAAGAAAAAGAGAGAUGAGCCUGGCGGGUGACUCGCAAAGUGUGGUGGUCGGUUGUUCGACGAAAGGCAGAUAGCGCCAUUAGUUGUUGCUGGGCCGAAGAACAUCGAGCCGAUGCGUGCUACGGCCCUGACCGUCGACGAAGAAGGGGAAGAGGAGGAGGAGGAGGAGGAGGCGGAUAAGGGUAGCAUAGGGCACAACGGGGUCCAAAGGGCCGCGAUGUACCCCUUGAAGCUGACCAAACCUCAUCCCCGACUCGGAACUAGCCUGAUUUUCUUCGCGGUAUUCAAUUUUCUUUUAAUCGCAGCCAUCGCCUCGCCUCUUCAUCCCGCGCCACCUCAUGCAGGUAUCACACAUGCCUCGUACAUCGGUUAUUAUGAGGUAGCCUCUUAUGAUACCGCAGCCUUGAGACAACAUCGUAACCGGAUGCGUCGCGAUCUAUCCGACGUGGUCGACAAUCAACCUCUGCUGCUGCACCUGAAAGCACUGGACAGACAAUGGACGCUUCGCUUAAUUCGAGACAAGAGCUUGUUCAGCAACGAUGCAACGUUCGAGAGUACCACAGGACCCAUCGACUUCGAUCCAUCGCAUUCCUACAUGGGCACUGUGUUAGAGGACGAGAACGCGGUUGUGCAGGGUAUCGUGACAGAGGAUGGCCUUUUCGACGGCACCGUGGUCACCAGAUUCGAAGAAUACUACAUCGAGCCUACGAACAGAUACCUGGACAAACAAGAAGACACCUCGCCAGCCUAUCACAGCAUCGCUUAUCGCGCCUCGGACGUUCUGACUCCGCGACAUAUCAUCCCAUGUGCCAGUCAUCAGCUGCAUCGAGAAACUCUUCGCGAUUUCACCGAAAGGAGGAACAGUUUCGAGAACGAUUCCCGAACGUAUUACGAACCGUUGCUCGGCGAGAAGCUCGCUCUCUACUCGAAGGAAAACAGUGCAAGGGUUUUAACAUCGGAGAGAGAUAAGAACGUGGCACGUACAGAUACAACGAACGACGGUGAUCGUAUCGCGAGGCAUUUACAUAAACGAGCAACGGUGGAUCCACGGAAAACUACGUGUAUGCUGUACCUGCAAGCUGAUCAUCAAUUUUUCGCGCGAUACGGCACGGAGGAAGCUUGCAUCGAGGUGAUGACGAGACACGUGCAAAGGGUCAACUCGAUUUACAAGCACACCGAUUUCAAUCAGGAUGGAAGGCCGGACAACAUCAGUUUCAUGAUAAAACGCGUGAAAGUUCACAGCGAGGAUGCGUUGAGGGAUCCGAAUUAUCGAUUCCCAGGGAAUUACGGCGUGGAAAAGUAUCUGGAACUGUUCUCUGAAGAGGAUUACGACGCGUUCUGCUUAGCUUACAUGUUCACGUAUCGGGACUUUGAGAUGGGAACACUGGGACUAGCCUGGACUGGUGACUUGAAAAAUGCUGGCGGAGUUUGUGAAAAGAAUGGACACUAUCGCGGCAGCAUGAAGUCGUUGAACACCGGAAUAGUGACUUUAUUGAAUUACGGCAAGCACGUACCACCUGCAGUCUCCCACGUCACUCUGGCCCAUGAGAUUGGUCACAACUUUGGUUCACCGCACGAUCCGGAACAAUGCACGCCCGGUGGAGAGGAUGGAAACUUCAUUAUGUUCGCUCGUGCUACUAGCGGCGACAAGCGUAACAAUAAUCGUUUCAGCCCGUGCAGCUUGAACGCUAUAAAUCCAGUUUUGAAUAGCAAAGCUCGAUCGCCCAAGGGAUGUUUUACUGAGCCACAAGUGUCAUUGUGCGGGAACGGUGUCAUCGAGGAGGGUGAAGAAUGCGACUGCGGUUGGGAGGAAGAUUGUAGAGAUUCUUGUUGCUUUCCUCAACGUCGUUAUCCACCACCUGGUGAAACCCCCUGCACACUUACGCCAGGAUCAGUUUGCAGUCCUAGUCAAGGUCCAUGCUGUACUUCCGAGUGUAACUUAAGGUUCGGAGACAAAUGCAGAGAUGACAAUGGUUGUCGCGACGCGAGCUUCUGCGAUGGUCGGUCACCCUACUGCCCUCCUUCCAUCAACAAACCUAACAAGACAAUCUGUAAUCGCGAAUUUGUGUGUUUUAUGGGAGAAUGUACAGGUAGUAUCUGUCUUGCGUACGGAUUAGAAUCUUGUCAGUGCAUACCAGGACCAAACGAUCCGCCAACGAAAGCUUGCGAACUUUGUUGCCGUCUUCCUGGAGAAAAUCAGCCUUGUUUAUCAUCUUUCGAUUGGAAUUCUCCACCUUAUGAUAUACCAGCCAUGUUCUCAAAGCCAGGAACACCGUGCAAUGAUUACAAUGGAUACUGUGAUGUCUUCCAGAAGUGUCGAGAGGUCGAUCCAAGUGGUCCUUUAGCAACUUUGAGAAAGCUUCUAUUGUCGGACGAAAGCCUUGCCAAUUUUCGUCGUUGGAUAGUUAAUCACUGGUACGCAGCUGCUUUGAUCAUUCUGGCUGCAAUAUCACUACUGGUGGUGAGCAUGAGACUGCUGGGCAAACGUCCGGAUCCGAAGCUCAAGUCGGUCACGAUAAUACACAGCUCGACGACGGAAACUGUGCGCCUUCCGCCGGAGGGGACAGAGGGUGUCACGGUACACCCACCAGCGGUUCGUGCAAAACUUCCGCUCAGCAGAAAAGUGAGAGAGAAGAGGAGACAUCGAAAGCCUAAGGAUGCUCACGCCAACGCGGCUGAUAAGUCCAGCAAGGAUGCGUCGAAGAAAAAGAAACAGCCGCAGCCACAGGCAAAGAGGGCAUCCGCGAAUCCCAGCGAAGACUUCACCAGAAAGAGAUCGGCAGACGGUACGACAGCAGUGACGCAAGAUAAUAAGCGGAAGAAAACUUUCGCGGUUCGGGACAAGCAAAAUUCCAGCAGCAACGCAGCCAACAGUUCGGAUAAUGAAAAAAGGAAACGUAAGAAGCAACACAAGAAGGAAGUGAUCGACUACUCGGCCAUCCAGACCGAGAAAGAAUCCGAACCAAAUGCUGAUCCUAAAAGCAAAGUUCGUUCCUGGCUACUGGCGUCGUCGCAUUGUCGACCAGAAGCGACUAGGACGAACGCGUCUGGUUUGCCAAAAAGUAAAUCAACUCCCGUAGGUCUGACUAGCGCCGGGACUAGGUUACCUGCAGCCAGGCAGGUGGUCUCGAGAAGGCCGACCGAAUCCAGAGAUCCGAAACUCCCAGCCAAUACCGCUGCACGCAAAGAGCGAGCGAAACUGCAAGUGAUUUAUAAACCGCCGUUUAAAUUCAGCGUGAAACUCCGCAAGUCGGACAAAGUGGCUCAGGUGCCUGCCCUGGUGACAAACGCGAGCAGCAGACCAAAGCUUCCAAGGACAGGCGUUCUCCUGAGAACGGUGAAGAAGAAGGACAGAGUCAGAAUAGGCAGGGCCAGACAAAUAGCGCCUACAGGGAUCGGAAACGGUGCGGGUGAUUUACCUGAACCGGCCAAUUCUGACCUCCACACUGUUCCUUCUGACUUGGAGGUGCUGCUAUCCGAGAGCGAGUUCCUCUUUUCGGAUACGUGACCACAGUGAGCGAAAGACGAUUUAUUGAAUCUAUUUAGAGAAAUCUUUGUAACAGGAGGAAACUUGAAUGGAUAGGAAAGAACGAAUUUGGUGCACCGAGAAAUCCCGUCCAACGAACUACGAGUGGACAUUUCGUAUGCCAUCCUCUGGUUCGAUCUCCGUUUCGCUAAAAACAAGUACAACAAUUACGUUCGAUUAGAAUAUAAAAUCAAAAUAGGAAUCAUCUUGUCGUUGGCGAAACUGUAGGUGAACGAACCAGGUCCGUUUUAUCGCGUUAGAUUUUAAUGGCUGCUGGACGUGUUUUCUUAAAGCGGAACCCCGAACGAGCUUCUUUCGUUCUAGCUGAAAUGUAUUUUUUUAAGAAUAAGUACGCACGACGAGAAGCAGGCAAUACACACGCGUCCUGUACGCUUUUCGCUGUUUUUCCCCCCACGUCUUCCUAGUUAUAAGACGACGUUCAUCUCCGUGAAUCUUUCGUGAUCGAUAAUUGUGAUUGAUCGAUUGAAAGGACAUUAUACGCGUUUUAAUGGAAGUGCUAGUUGAACGAUCCAAGCCAAGUUUUCUUCUUCCAAAGAAAAGGGGCCAAAUUAUAUUCAUCCUUUUUAAAAAGGACUUACUCUGCAAUCGUGUGUGCAUAGAAGGCAGAAGAGAUUCGAAUUUUAACAAGGAUCUGCUUUAGCCUUGAACUUUCCUUUCGCCGAAGGUCGAUUUUUAUUAGUUCGUUUGCGAUCGCAGGGCUUCAACGUUCAGGGAUCAGCGUUCGAUCGAGCCGAAUAGCGAAUUUUAAUAGGUGAUCUAUCGACGUAUUUUCAAGAGGAUAAGAGAUACUUAAACUAUUUACUAUUAUCGUGCCUAUCGUACACCGCUGCUCGAAACUUGGGGAAAAGGGAUCUCGCGGUCGGAAGAGAACUUUCGUUUUACUUUUUUCUUUUUUAAGUUUUCCUUGGCUACACGAUAGUUGUCGGAAGAGCAGCAAGUUCGCAGGCAGCUUAACGUCGAAUACCGAAUGAUAUUGAUCCUUAAGAAGAACAAGAAUAUUUUUUAAGAACGUAGAAAUAAGUUCGAAUGAUCGUCUGCCAAGCAUUUUCUCAAUAUUUCAUCGGCUGCACUUGCUGUUCAUCAGACAUACUAUUCUCAUGGUUCCUAUUUCCGGCAACUCCUAAUCGCGGUGUAAACCUUGCCGGAUUAUUUGCAUUUCCAAUGCGUAAAGUGAUGACAAACUCGUCGAGCUAUUUAUAUUUUUGAGACUGUAUGAAAGAUACGAGACUUAACGACACGCAUUCCGCUAAGUUUUCCACGAGUUCCAUUCCAUUUCUUCGCUUAACUGUUGAAAAUGAUCGAAGCAUAAUGCGAAAUAGAUUGAUAAAAUCGUCUAUCAUUACCGUGCGGUGCUAUUAGUCCAUGUAACUUAAACGUUGCAAUCAUUUUAACCCUUUCGCCUUAUUGAAUUUAGAUUCUAAUAAAACUUCACCUUUGUCGCGUUAUUCCACUAAGAAAACCGCUAAGGCAUAGGGUUAAAUUCUAUUCAUGUCCAAUCGAAUUUAAGUUCCUUUCGUUCGCAGAUCACGCGUCCAAUCUACUCUUAUCCUUUGCUGAAAUUAAUGCUUCGAAAUUAUUCUAGUACUCGAGCUGAUCUGGGUAGCUCUUAUUCACUUAAUCGCUCUUUAAAGAUCGAAUUGGUCGUAGGUAGCAUUGAAUCAGUUAGCUCAUCAAUUUCACCCAAGAAAAAGAGACACGUACUUAAAGACUUGCGAGAAUUAUAUCUGUUAAAGACAAAUACUUGUACGCGAAAAACAAGAAAUGUUUCAACGGGUUUUGAAAAUUCAUAAUCAAAUUUGUUCAUCCAUGGUGGGACUUAACGUUAAGCGAUAGAGGUGGGCAAAUCUAUCCUCCGACAUUAAUAAUUAUAAGAAUGCUGCGAUAAAUACUGCCAUAAUGUAUUCUAUGCGAUUUCUUUCAAUAAUAUCAACUCUAUCAGAUGAAAUGUGAAACUCCAUUUAAGAAUACUUUGUUUCAAACUAAUAAUCUAAUGCUUCGUUUGCCCACUUCUAAAUAAAAUUAGAGCUGCGAGUAACUGAAAAGAAAAAUAUCGCUUGUGUGUAUACAUACCUGGCGUACGUGUACUUAAAUCAUAAGGAUAUGUGAUUUUACUUUUACAUGAGUUUAUAUAUGUAUAUAUACAUACACACGUUUAGCAAACACGUGCCGAAUGAAUGGUCAGUUCUCUUCGUGACUGGAAAUUCCAUUGAUCAAUCGACUGUUCAAUUCGACCGUGGCUGAUAUUUGAUUAACCCAUUGGCCUAAUACCAUGUAAGCGAUUAGUUAGGAGACAAGAAUUUAUUUGAAUAAGCAUUAAUUAACAUUCGUCGAGCGAAAAGAAAAGAAAGUUGACUGCAACUUUUUUGCUUCGUUUUGCUCGAGAAAAGCUGCCGCGUUAAUUAAACAACAGCGAGUCAAUGUAGGCAAAUGGGUUGUCUAAGAAAAAUGUGAUUUUACUUUUAAGACCAAUCUGUGUUAAAUUCGUGAACUUCACCGGUUCUGAACCAGUAGUGGCCAUGUCGCCUGAUUCUCUCGUUCUUUAUAUCCCUUGAUGUUUUACGAUUUUUCAAUUGCAAAAACGAGCUGUAGGUCAGAGCCGUAACAUCGAACAGGAAAUUUCGAUGAGUGAAGAUACAUAGAUUCAAUAGAUUUAAGGUAUUAGAUAGUAUUGAACUGGUAGCAUAUCCAUGUUGAAGUUUACGAUCAUAUUCCUCGAAAGGAAACGACAAAACGAUUUUUCUACGAUCUCAGGAAUGUUCGUUUUACGAAUUAAUUUUCAGAGUGUCAUCGUUUCCCCUCACGUAAUGUUUUUUAAUUAAUAGUUACUAAUUUACUUGUUGUCGUUACGAUACGAUUGAUUGAUUAGUCUAUAAGCGACUAUGGCAACUGUCUGUCAACCGAGAAAAACUAACGUUCAUACUUAUAGUCAUUCCUAACACUCGGGUGCUCCUUGUAUCGCUACUUCAACCCCUUCUAUUUUUCUUUUCGUUUUUUAAAUUCGUUUAACAAAGAAAGAGCGUGUUUAGCAACAAUGCUGUCGUGUGAAUUCGUGUGAGCAGGAAGGGGUGAAGGGGUGAAGGGGUGGAAAAAGAAGAUCCCUCGAGGGCUUUAUUUGCCUCGACUGGCAAGAAAAAUUCGACAGGUAGAACUAGUUGACCAGUUGUUCCCGUCCGAUUUUUCAAUGUUGGAAUACUAACGAGGCGAGACUGUUAAUUUAUCACGUACUUAUAUCCGAUAUAAGAUGGGGCUGCUGUAUUUUUACACGGACUUUGUAUAAAUAACGAGAGCCACGAGAGCAAUGUCUUUCGCGAAUCAUUGUAUAUAUCUGUAUACCAAUAAAUAGACGUAGAAAUAAUCCU
Molecule: messenger RNA, 8093 nt
Organism: Osmia lignaria (orchard mason bee)
Lineage: Eukaryota; Metazoa; Arthropoda; Insecta; Hymenoptera; Megachilidae
Product: disintegrin and metalloproteinase domain-containing protein 10
Biological process (GO): Notch signaling pathway; membrane protein ectodomain proteolysis
Cellular component (GO): plasma membrane
Molecular function (GO): metalloendopeptidase activity
Source: RefSeq, a predicted model, not a curated record